AUGAUACGAACAGCAGCGACAUGGCUGGGGCUGGUAUCCCUAAGCCAGGCGAUAUACACGGUCCAGGACGACUAUUCUGGACCGAACUUUUUCAACAACUUUAACUUUUUUACUGCCGACGAUUAUACACAUGGCUACGUCAACUACGUUGACAGCCAAACCGCGGCUGCUCGCGGACUGAUAAACACAAACAAUGGCGUCGCAUACAUGGGCGUCGACAAGACAAACGUCGCGUCCGGCAGAGGCCGUGACUCUGUACGGUUAGAAAGCAAGAAAACCUAUAACACGGGCCUCUUCAUCGCCGACUUUGGUCAUAUGCCUGGUGGUGCUUGCGGAGAAUGGCCCGCGUACUGGACGGUGGGACCGAAUUGGCCGAACAAUGGCGAAAUCGACAUUAUUGAGGGCGUGAACUCACAGACUUCAAAUGCCAUGGCCGUCCAUACGGGACCUGGUUGCUCGAUCUCUGCCUCCAGCCAACAGAGCGGCACGUUACAAUAUCCCAACUGCGACGUCAAUGCGGCAGGCCAGCCGGGCAAUUCAGGUUGCAGUAUUAAGACAUCUGAUACAACAACGUACGGCGCCGGGUUCAAUGCAGCUGGUGGCGGAGUCUACGCCAUGGAAAUGAAAGCAAGCACUGUCAGGAUAUGGAGCUUCACCCGCGCCAAUAUUCCAGCUGAUAUCAAGGCCGGCGUUCCAAAUCCAGACAGCUGGGCCAGACCUCUGGCCGUCUUCGGCGCACCCUGCAACACAAGCAAUUUCAUCCGACAACAACAGAUAGUCUUCGACAUCACUUUCUGUGGCGAUUGGGCGGGUAGUGUCUGGUCCUCGGACGCAGUCUGCGCACCCAAAGGUGCAUCGUGUCAGGCUUACGUUCAGAACAAUCCGUCCGCAUUCGUCAACUCGUAUUGGUCGAUCAACUCGUUGAAGGUCUACCAGAACAAUGGGCAACCUUCCUCCACAGCGGCCAGCACGGGGACUGCUGUAUACACCGCUCCAGGUGGGAAGGUUACCGUUGGAACAAAUAAUUGGUAUCCAAGGCCUCGACCACAGGGUCAGCAGCAGUUCCCUCCCAAUGCGAUCAAGUACCAAGAGAUCGGUCCGCCGGUCAUGUGGCAGGGACCAAAUCGUCCCAAGCAGAAUGUACGCAGAAAUGCGGUGCCAAUUGUCGACGAGAACGACGUCGCAUCCGCACCAGAUGCAGAGAUUGAGGAGAUGGGACCUGAGACACUCGACGAGCCUGAGCAGCCGGCGGCAGAAGAAGCCGACUCUGACCGAAGUUCGUCAGUGGAGCUAGACCUCGAGCAGGACUCGAGUCCGACGAUGAGGAGGAACUUCGCAGGCGCCAAAAGGAUGGGUCAAGGCCAACAGAUCCAGCAGCCUGCUGCUACUCCACCCGGUAAGCAGCAAUCCACUCAACAGAGACAGGUGGUGUCUCCGUCACCGAGCAAGACUGUGCCCAUCACAGCUGCACCCAGCUACACCAGUACCACACGUGUCACGGUCACUGUCACCGUGACUUCAUAUUCUGGGCGUGUCACAAGCACUAUGAUCGCUUCCAUCAACAGGAACGGCAGUAAGAACAAGGUCACUAACAACAAUGUCGCAGGCCCAACGACGGUUGUCAAGACUACGGUUCCGCCUUCAGCUGCUCCCAAAAGCGGUUCAGGCAAUAAUGUCGGCGGAUACGUCCCAUUACAGGCCAACUACUUCACCGGUGCCGGCAACGGGAACGGGAAGAGCAACAAUGCAGUCCAGCCGCAGCCGCAGCAGCAGGAGGUCACAACGACUUUCACGCAAGCCAUGACCUCGACCAUGACCAAGUCCCUGGGCUCACGCGGUGAAGAUGCAACAGAAGCGCCCUCGAAACUCCGCGUCAAAAAGCCGCGUGCAUGGUACGACAUCCUCGAAGACGACUUGGAGACCGAGAUCAGCAACGAAAGCGCGGCCGACGCGCUCGAAACCGACGGCGACUCAGAACUCCCUCAAAGUCAAGAGCAACAGCUACAGGAGCGCCUCUUCAUCCUUCCUGGAGAACUCGAAGAGGAACUACACUACCACCAACUCGACGACUCGUCGCAUGAGGAUGAAACGCCCGAUGAGGAAGAAGAGACGGAUUCCUGGUGGGACUCUCUCUUCGGAGACCACUUCCAUGUUCAUCGCGAUGAGCACCACCACAGCCACCAUCCGCAAAGGCCGCAUCACCACGGUGCCUCACCGGUGGAAUCGCCUGAGGAUGGAGACGAGCAACUACUGGCGGCGCAAGAUCUGCUUCAGGAGAUGCAGCGCCGGAGAGCGGAUGAUAAGAAGGCGAGUCUGCUGCGGAAGGAAUUGGCGGAUAUUGAGUUGAGGCGGGUGAGGGAGAUGUUGGCCAGUAGGAGGGGCAGGCAUUCGGGAAGAGGGAGGAACGGGUGGUGGUGA
Messenger RNA from Cyphellophora attinorum, 2418 nucleotides. RefSeq lists its product as uncharacterized. Gene Ontology annotation, molecular function: hydrolase activity, hydrolyzing O-glycosyl compounds. The record is from RefSeq and is a predicted model, not a curated record. Bases 1 to 2418 code for a protein of 805 amino acids. The transcript is spliced from 3 exons. Lineage: Eukaryota; Fungi; Ascomycota; Eurotiomycetes; Chaetothyriales; Cyphellophoraceae. Gene Ontology annotation, biological process: glucan catabolic process.